Messenger RNA from Phyllotreta striolata, 1565 nucleotides. NCBI's taxonomy places the organism in Eukaryota, Metazoa, Arthropoda, Insecta, Coleoptera, Chrysomelidae. The record is from the annotation of a GenBank genome assembly.
CGUCUAUAAAACAAAUCGGUACCGCAGCCAAUUGACACUUCCAAACGAGCCUCUCUAACGAGCAAUAUAUCCGUAAUAAACAAAGGUCGUGUUUGUGGAAUCGCUUUUGGACGGACAAGUUAGCGCGGUUUUUAUUUUCACUUCCAACAUUCGGAACUGUAUCAAUCGUUCGAAUUUGUUGUUAGUUUGCAUUUGUAUUUUACCGCACAACGACCAGUUAAGAGUUCUCAGUACCGCCGAGCAAAAUGAAGACGAUCGCAAGCCUCAUACUAGCGGCCCUUUUAAUUCUACCGUCAUUUACUCAACAGCAGCGCUUCGAUAUCAGCAAUUCUGUUAAUACAUUUGGAAUAAAUUUAUUAGGAGAGACAGUGAACCAAGGAGGCGACGGAUUAAACAUAGCCCUAUCGACCUACUCAGUGUGGACUCUAAUGGCGACUCUCGUAGAAGGCGCAAGGGACAACACCUUGCGGCAAUUACAAAACACUCUAAGACUACCGCCGAAUAACAAAGUUCUAGUUAGAUACAAUUUCCAGAAUCUCACUCGAUACAUGAACGUUCGAUCGAGCGCGGUGAAUUUGGAGACCGAAAACGCGAUGUUCACCAACAAAGAGUUCCCCGUGAAGGCGGCCUUCGAAGACGCCGCCCUGCAGUACUACGGAGUACCCAUCACUCCCGUGAACUUCAGAUCCCCCGGCCCGGCGGCCGCGAUUAUUAACAGAUACGUAGCGAGGCUCACGAGGAACAGGAUCCCCAAUUUCGUCGACUCAGCCGAUCUGCUGGACGCGCAGGUGUUCAUGGCCAGCCUGCUGUACUUCAAGGGGCUGUGGAAGAGCCCCUUCCAGCGGAACGCCACGCACACGGAGUCGUUCUACGACGAGAAGGGCAACAAAAUCGGCGACGUGGAGAUGAUGUACCAGACGAGCAGCCUGCCCUUCGCGCGCCUGGAGGGCCUCAACGCGCACGCGGUCGAGCUGCCCUACGGCAGCGACGGGGCGACGUCGAUGGUGCUGGUGCUGCCGUUCAAAGGCGACGGGGUGGCCGCGGUGCUGGGCAAGAUGUCCCGGAUGAGGUUCUCGGAUGUCCUGCAGACGAUCGAGGACGCGGCGAGGAUGUACCCGGAUGAGCUGAUACACCUGUAUCUGCCCAAAUUCAAAGUCUCCUCUAAUUUUAACCUGAACGUGGUGUUAACGAAGAUUGGUAUAAAAGACGUUUUCGACUAUUCCAAAUCGAAUUUACUGGAUAUGUUCGAUCAGUAUUUGUAUUUAUCGCGGUUGAUUCAAAAGGCCGAAAUAGAAGUCGAUGAAGAGGGAACAAUUGCUACUGCUGCAACUGGUGCUUCGUUCGUAAACAAGGCUUCGCCGGCGAGAUUUAGAGUUAACAAGCCGUUCUUGUAUUUCAUAGUGAACAAACUUACCAGGUCCAUUGUGUUUGCGGGGAAAAUCAGCAAUCCCAACACGCUGAAGUAGUUGCGUAUGAACCUGUACGAAUAAAAUUUCAAUUUAUGGAAUGAAUCGGUUGUUUUGAUUUGUUAAUUUUAUAAAUACAUUAAAAUUUUGUACGUUAUC